GCGGACCAGAGGGUCGUCAACAUGGCUGCAGAGCUGCAAGCGGCGCGUGAGGAGCUUGAUAGGCUGCAGGAGCGCGCCGACCUCGAGCGCGCCGCCCGCGUCGACGCGGAGCGCGGGCGCCUGGCAGCAGAGGGGGCAGAGGCGCAGCUUUCGGGUGCUGCAGUGGUGCUGCGCGCGGAGCUGGGGGAGCGCACGGCCAGGUGUGAGGACCUCGAGAGGGUCCGGGAGGGCGUGCUCGAGGUGGUCUAUAAGGUCGGCGCUCAGCGGGAAGCGGUGCUCGAGGAGCACGGGCUGCUGCUGGAGAGGGCCGCCGCGGAGCGCCAGGCGCACCAGCACGCG
This is a messenger RNA of Prorocentrum cordatum, 339 nucleotides long. NCBI's taxonomy places the organism in Eukaryota, Dinophyceae, Prorocentrales, Prorocentraceae. The record is from the annotation of a GenBank genome assembly.